AUUAGAUCCAUUAAUGUAUAGUAUAAUUGUUUUACAUAGUUUUAGGAAAAGAAAUGGGCAUAUUUUCCUCUUUAUUAAGUUCUAUCAUUCCCACAUCUGGGAGACAAUUUGCUUUCCGGACAUACUGGAAAUUGAUUAACAAAGUCAAGUCGUAAUAAGAGAAGUUCGAGAUCGAUUGAUAAUACGGGGAAAAUUUAUAAUAAAACUAGAGUGCCGCAUGUCUUCUUCUAUUUGGGAUUACAAUAACUUCAUUAUUAUAAACAACAGGUGACGAAGAAAUAACAUCUUUACCAAUGUUCCACAGAUAAAUGUGAUUUUCCUCUUCUUUCAGGAAUAUUCAUCUUGGCAUUAUUGAAUUGGUAUUGCCAUCAAUAUGGUCUAAAACAAAUCAUCAACUAUCUUAGUGACAAAAGAAGAUAAAAACUAAUUUGUUCAGACAACAGUUCUCAAUCAUUAAUGACGGAGCUAUAGAAAGUCUAAAUAAUUAUAAGAAAUUGGCGUUUACUUUGGGGUAAUUGAACAUUAUGUGCCAUGUACUUCAUUCGGCCAUAUUAUCUUUUUUAAUGAAUCGUCUACGGACGCAUUAUCGAAAGACUCUGGACGAAAGUAUAGUGCUUUAAACGCCUUUGAAAGGAAAUAGACAAAUGUGUAUAGUAGAUUUUUAUAAUAACUUAUUUGGAAUAUUGGAAUCAAAUUUAAUCGCCAUUAGCUCUUAGCUGACUGGGAUUUUUUUAACAAACAAAACAGUGUUGCAUUUUUUUCUAAUUUGAAAGCAUGAUAAUGCUGAUGAUUUGCUCAAAUCGUUACAGAAAUAGAAUGGUUAUAAAUUUGAUUUAAAACAUAAAAGGAUUUAUUUACCAUUGAUAUAAGGAUAUCUCCAUCACUUAAAUAAAUUCCAAAGUGAGAACAGAGUGUAACGAAGAUGGAUAGACGUUACAUGAAGCUGUCUCUAAUAUUUGUGCCUAUGAUAGUAUACCUGUCCAUUAUGUUCCGUGUUAUUGAUAACUUCUGCGAAGAUACAGACAUAUCAACAAGUAAAACCGUAUAUUCGACAGCCGUACUGAAAAAUACCAAACCUGAUACAAACGUGUCUCGGUACUUACAAUCAUUGGUUAAAAAAUAUGACGAACUGGAACAGGAGAAAGUCUAUUUACUUUCCCUCAUCAAAAAUUUAUUGGACCGAAAUACAGUAUUCACAGAUAAAAAUAAUUUCAUGAACGAAUUGGAUAAAAUAGUGCAUCCAAGAAAAAUAAAAGCGCAAAAACCUAAAUCUGACCGCACAUUUAUCGAAACAAAUAUAGUGAAACCAAAAUAUCUUUUCAACUGUACAAAUAUAAAUAAGAUUUCGUUAAAACAAAAGAUCGGACACGGAGUAUCAAAACAAGCCUUUUUAGGUCAUUACCACGGCCAAGAGAUUGCGGUAAAAAUGGUAACCAGACAUCAAAAGGACGUUAGAAACUGUUUUCAAAAGUUGUCAGAUGAAGAUAUAGUCAAAAGACACGAAUGCUUCAUGUUUCCCAACAUGAAGUUAAUGAAGGAAAUUCUAUUGCUAGAACAAAUGGAUCACCCGGGAUUCAUAAAACUGUUAGGAUAUUGUGUUAGGAGCGAAGAAACUGAUAGUACCGACCUAUCUGAACACGGCGUCACCGCAGUGUAUGAAUAUGGAAAGCGAUUAAACGUAGCUAAUUUACAGUUUAACACUUUCGAUAGUAGACUUCAGCACGCAAUCGAUCUUGCGGACUUUUUAUCUUAUUUGGACAAUUCCCCUUUGGGAUCUUUAAGAGUUAGAGACUUCAAAGAAACCCAUUUUCUUCUAGUAAACAGUUCAAUCAAGAUGAUCGAUUUAGAUGAUGUUGAUAAUCUAGAACCUUCCUGUGACAUUUAUUAUGAUACUCAAGACACCGAAUACGGCAAUGAAACCAAAGCCAGAAGUACCACAUGUGAAUUUGAUCUUCCUUGCUAUAUGGGAUUGUGCAUUGGAUCGAAUGCAAAAAAUAACUUGAAAAUGAUGAAUAAGCUAUUUCUAAGCCGAUUAUUGCACCCUAAAUUAUUUCCUAGUAGUGUAAGCGAAAAAGUAAGUGAUUUAUUAGCUCGAAUUGACACGUCAAAUAUUUCUGCUGCUGUUCUUGUACAACAAUUAUCUAACAUACAGAAAAUUUUAUUUUCAGUGUAUGGUCAUUAGCUCAAAUGUAUUUUGAUAUUAUUUAUAGCUUGUAUAACACAUAUAAAAAUAAUAAAAGUGACACAAAUCAAAUUACAUAUUACAUACGAACUACAACACUGUAUUAGUGUCCGAACAAUAUGCCAAACUUUAAACUCUUAAAAUGUUAAUAAAUCUAAUAGAGAAUAUCAAAUACAAACACAAUUUAAACGUUUUAUAGCUGACUAUACGAUAUGAGGUCUGUUCUUUUUUGAAGGUCUAAUAAAAUUAACGGUACCAAUUUUCUUGCACCAGAUGCGCAUUUCGACAAUACAUGUCUCUUCGGUGAUGCUCGUGACCAAAAUAUUUGAAAUCCAAAGCUUAUAUAAAAGAUGAAGAGCUAAAAUCCAAAAGGUCAAAACAGUAUAGCCAAAUCCGUGAAAGG
Molecule: messenger RNA, 2585 nt
Organism: Mytilus trossulus (common blue mussel)
Lineage: Eukaryota; Metazoa; Mollusca; Bivalvia; Mytilida; Mytilidae
Product: extracellular tyrosine-protein kinase PKDCC-like
Exons: 1
Coding region: 923-2182 (419 amino acids)
Biological process (GO): skeletal system development; peptidyl-tyrosine phosphorylation
Cellular component (GO): extracellular region
Molecular function (GO): non-membrane spanning protein tyrosine kinase activity; ATP binding
Source: RefSeq, a predicted model, not a curated record